AUGGCUCUACGAAGCAUCAUCAAAGAAAUUGUCAUCACCCCUGUGGCCUUCCAUGACAUGCCCCUGCUGAACAGCGUGGGUGUACAUGAGCCAUAUGCUUUGCGUAGCAUCAUUGAGAUCGUCACAGAAGACUCGUAUGGUCUUGGUGAAUCAUAUGGAGACUCAGCACAUCUAGACCGUUUGCAAAAAGCAGCGGACAAGAUCAGGGGUCUCUCUAUCUACAGCACAAAUAUCAUCUAUCAGAAAUGUGUUGAGUCACUGAAGACAGAUACCAAUAUUGGUGGAGAUGGCAUGGGAGGCAUGGUAACUACAGCUUCAGUCGCUGACAAGGUCUUCUCGCCGUUCGAAGUCGCAUGUCUUGACUUGCAAGGCAAACUGGCCGGGAUAUCUGUCAGCGACCUUCUCGGUGGACGGGUGAGAGACCAAGUCCAAUACUCAGCCUACCUCUUCUACAAAUGGGGCGGACACCCUGGUGAUGAAGACGACGAAUACGGCCCUGCGCUAGACCCUCGAGGAGUGGUGAAGCAAGCCAAGAAGAUCAUUGACGAGUAUGGCUUCAAGGCCAUCAAGCUCAAGGGGGGUGUUUUUCCUCCUGCAGAGGAAGUCGCUGCGAUCAAAGCUCUACAUGAAGCCUUUCCUGAUCUGCCGCUGAGACUUGAUCCAAACGCGGCUUGGACUGUUGAGACUUCAAAGUGGGUUGCUAAGGAGCUCGAUGGUAUUGUUGAGUACUUGGAAGAUCCAGCUGGGGAGAUUGAGGGAAUGGCUGCUGUUGCCAAAGAGGCAUCGAUGCCCCUAGCUACCAACAUGGCAGUCGUUGCUUUCGAUCAUCUCCCACCAUCAAUUCUUCAAAACGCCGUGCAAGUCAUCUUGUCCGAUCAUCACUUCUGGGGAGGUCUUCGCAAGUCACAAACACUAGCAUCCAUAUGCGCAACUUGGGGUCUGCGACUCUCAAUGCAUUCCAACAGCCACUUGGGCAUCUCACUCGCCGCUAUGACGCAUCUUGCCUCCGCAACACCAAAUCUGGAUUAUGCUUGCGACACCCACUGGCCUUGGAAGCGCCGAGAUGAAGAUGUUGUUGUUGACGGCGCGCUGAAGUGGAAGGAUGGUGGUGUUGUAGUGCCGACUGUGCCAGGUCUAGGUGUCGAGCUUGAUAGAGAGAGGUUGGCAAAGCUUCAUCAACAGUACCUGGACUGUGGGUUGAAGAAGCGUGACGAUACUACAUAUAUGAAGAGGUUCCAGCCAGAUUUCUCUGAAAAGAUCCCUCGAUGGUAG
Molecule: messenger RNA, 1272 nt
Organism: Fusarium musae
Lineage: Eukaryota; Fungi; Ascomycota; Sordariomycetes; Hypocreales; Nectriaceae
Exons: 1
Coding region: 1-1272 (423 amino acids)
Source: RefSeq, a predicted model, not a curated record